Molecule: messenger RNA, 1671 nt
Organism: Lotus japonicus
Lineage: Eukaryota; Viridiplantae; Streptophyta; Magnoliopsida; Fabales; Fabaceae
Product: metal tolerance protein 1-like
Exons: 2
Coding region: 313-1536 (407 amino acids)
Biological process (GO): zinc ion transmembrane transport
Cellular component (GO): vacuole; plasma membrane
Molecular function (GO): zinc ion transmembrane transporter activity
Source: RefSeq, a predicted model, not a curated record
CAGUUAGUGUGACUGUUUCUUCAGCUUCUUGUUGUUUUGCUUUUGCAACUUAUUGUGUUUCUGUUUGGUGGGAAUCUAACUUGAUGUGAAAUGCAUGAGAUUUAUAGCUGUCUCUUCAAUUCAAUAAUUUGCAUCAUCAUUUAUCUAUAUUUAUAGUUGCAUUGGGUGCUUCCAUGUAGUGUUGUAGUAAUCUUGUUUGGUUGCUUUAUUCAAUUCCUAAAGGGUAGGUUUACUGUGCUGAAUUGAUUAAUGACAUCCACUGCCUGUUGCUACUGCUCUCUUCUACCUUGAUACCUAUUCAAUUCCUAAAGGAUGGAAGCACAAAGUUCUCAGCAUGGGCAAGUUAUCGAAAUUGGUGGAGAUCUUUGUGAAGAAAGGAAGAUUUGUGGGGAAGCGCCAUGUGGCUUCGCAGAUGCUGGUGCCAUCUCCAAGGAUUCUGAAGAACGGUCAACUGCCAUGCGAAAGCUUUUGAUGGCAGUAAUCCUUUGUGUUAUUUUCAUGACCGUUGAAGUAGUUGGUGGCAUCAAAGCUAACAGUCUUGCAAUAUUGACUGAUGCUGCACAUUUGCUUUCAGAUGUUGCAGCAUUUGCCAUCUCCUUAUUUUCUUUAUGGGCUGCAGGAUGGGAAGCUAAUCCCCGUCAGUCAUAUGGAUUUUUCAGAAUAGAGAUUCUUGGUGCUCUGGUUUCUAUCCAAUUAAUAUGGCUGCUUGCUGGGAUUCUGGUAUAUGAAGCCAUUGACAGAAUGAUUGCAGGUCCUAAAGACGUUGAUGGUUUUUUGAUGUUCAUGGUUGCUGCAUUUGGUCUUGUGGUUAACAUCCUUAUGGCUUUUUUAUUGGGUCAUGAUCAUGGACAUGGUCAUGGACAUGGACAUGAUCAUGGACAUGAUCAUCAUGGCCACAGCCACGGACAUGAUCAUCAUCAUAGCCACAGCCAUGGGGUUUCAGUGACUAGCCAUACAAAAGUUGAGCACCAUCACACCCAUGAUGAAAAGGAUCCAGAGGAUGCACACCAUCAUACCCAUGAGGAUCACAAGCACCAUGAUGCCCACAAAGAGGUUACUGAACCACUUCUUGGUGAAUCAAAAGACAGGCCCAAGAAGAAGAGGAACAUUAAUGUGCAGGGGGCUUAUCUCCAUGUACUUGGAGACUCUAUCCAGAGUAUUGGGGUAAUGAUUGGAGGAGCAGUCAUAUGGUAUAAGCCUGAGUGGCAAAUAGUUGAUCUAAUCUGCACUCUGAUUUUUUCAGUAAUUGUUUUGGGGACUACUAUCAACAUGCUUCGAAACAUUCUGGAAGUCCUGAUGGAAAGCACGCCCCGUGAGAUAGAUGCCACUGAGCUUGAAAGAGGGGUGUUGGAGAUGGAAGAAGUAUUGGCUGUUCAUGAGCUGCACAUAUGGGCCAUUACAGUGGGGAAGGUUCUGCUCGCCUGUCAUGUUAAAAUCAAACGUGAUGCUGAUGCAGAUAUGGUGCUGGACAAGGUUGUUGACUACAUCAAAAGGGUUUAUAACAUCAGCCAUGUAACCAUCCAGAUAGAGCGCUAAGUUUUCCUUUCAUGUUCUUUGUGUACAUCUUUUAUGCUAGUGAAUGAUUAUGAUGGGAAGAAUUUAGUUAGACUUAAGGCAUUAUGUUUCUGGAACUCAACUUUCUCCAAGACAAUAAUUGUUUUUUUAUAUGCA